GUCGCAUCAGUUUCCGCGCCAUCAAAGAGAAGCGAGACUACUUAAGGCACCGCGUCCACGCAUCCUGGAUGUAUAUGGCCAAGCUAGCCGCAGCCAAGGAGUUUGCAUACAUGAAGGCUUUGAAGGAUGAGGGCUUUCCGGUUCCAAGCCCGAUCGACCAGAAUCGCCAUGCAGUGGUGAUGUCCUUC
Molecule: messenger RNA, 188 nt
Organism: Symbiodinium pilosum
Lineage: Eukaryota; Dinophyceae; Suessiales; Symbiodiniaceae
Source: the annotation of a GenBank genome assembly